Molecule: messenger RNA, 866 nt
Organism: Rotaria sp. Silwood2
Lineage: Eukaryota; Metazoa; Rotifera; Eurotatoria; Philodinida; Philodinidae
Source: the annotation of a GenBank genome assembly
CACGUUCAAUCUAUCUAAUUUGCUAUGGUGUGUAGAUAAAAUAUAUUCUUUUCUUUUUAAUUCGACUUUAAGUUCAAUUAAGAUCUGAGAAAUGAAUUUAUUUACACAACAACGGUCAGGAAUUCAUUUUGUUAAUAUUCAAAACUUUCCUUGUUGUUUUCUUUAGGAGAGACAAGAAUAAUAAUACGAAUGAUAGUAAACAUUCAUUAAAUAUGCAAUUAUAUCGAAUGAAGAAAAUUUUCCAUUUAAAUCAAGCAAUAUUUCAUCAGAUCGAACAAAAUAUUUCUCAUAUUAUUAAAAAUCAUUCGAGACUAUUAAAUCAAAUAUUAACAAUUGACAAACAACGGUUACAUUUAAUUCAAUAUAUAAAUUAUCUUCAUAAUAAAUGGCUUGUUGAUCAACAACAAAUAUUAAAUAUUUCAGAAAAAUUCAACAAUAUAAAAUAUACUAUUGAUUUAAAUAAUAAAAAAUUUCAACAAUAUACUAUAGAAAAACAAAAUAUAAUACUUUUUUUACUAAAAAAACAACAUUUAAUUGUACUUAUUAAUGAACAUAUUAAAUUAAAUGAUUCAAUUCGAAAUAAACAUCGAUUAUGUUAUAACAAGCUUAUAAAUGAAAUUCGACAAAUACGAAAUAAAGUAUUAGAUGAAAUUCAUAAAAUCAAAUCAUUUAAACAACAAAAUCAACCAAAUAUGAAACAAUUUAUUCUUCAUUUACGUCAAGAAUUAUUCGAAUAUAAAAAGAAAAACAAUUAUUUACAACAUCGAAUUCAACGACGUCACAUUACUCGACCAAUAUUGACUGACUUCAAUAAUAAAUCAAUCAUAAAGGGUAAAGAUAAAUUUCCUUUGCUUUUAAUAGCAUAG